Molecule: messenger RNA, 288 nt
Organism: Didymodactylos carnosus
Lineage: Eukaryota; Metazoa; Rotifera; Eurotatoria; Philodinida; Philodinidae
Source: the annotation of a GenBank genome assembly
AUGAAUUCUAAAAUUUUAUUAUUAGCAUUAUUCAUCUCUCUAGUAUUUGAAAGUGUUGAUGCUGGAUGUUGUCCACUAUCCUUAAAAACUUUAUUUGGCAAAGGUUAUAAUUAUUGUGGACGAACGUUGCUUGAAAAGAUUGAAGAUGGAAAAGAAUGUGGUAUACUAAUAGAACAACAUUAUCUCUAUUCGUGUGGACGUAAAAAUAGCAAACCGAUUCUUAAACAAAAAUGUAAACCGUACAAAUGUGUACAGUUUAAACGUUGGAACGAUUAUUGCGAAGCAUGA